AAAGAUGGCAAAGUAUUUCAGCCAGAAUGAUAUCGAUUUGUUUAAGGAGUGUUUUUUCUUUAUCGCUAAGCGAGGGUACACCACAAACGAGGACGAGAUGGGAGUUAUAAUGAGAUCUCUAUCUUACAGCCCUACAGAAGAAGAAAUUCACAACUACUACCAGAAAUAUGUCAAAGAUGGGAAGGUAGAUUUUGCUUCAUUUUUGGAAGUUAUGCAUGAGCACAACACAAAGGAGAAUGCAAUGAGGGAAAUUACAAAUGCUUUUAGAGCACAUGACACAGAGGGCAAAGGUUAUGUACAGGUUAAUGAAGUGAAGAAUAUUUUGUUAAAUCUUGGAGAGAGGGUGUCACGCAGAGAAUUGGAAGCAUUGUUUAGAGAUGGCGGUGUUACUGGUGGUCAGAUAAGAUAUAGUGAAUUUAUAGAUAAUAUAGCCCAGCCAGUACCAGAUUAUUGAUAUGUUACACGGUGUUAUCAUUCCAAAUAUUCAUCAUAAUUGAGCUGCGUCACGCCAAAACCAACAUAGUGCGUUUGCAGUCAGCAUGGAUCCAGACCAGCCUGCGCAUCUGAGCAGUCAGAUCAGGAUCCAUGCUGUUCGCUAUCAGUUUCUCUACUUGUAAUAGGGUUGGUAAGCGAACAGCAUGGAUCCUGAUCAGACUGCGCGGAUGCGCAGGCUGGUCUGGAUCCAUGCUGGUCGCAAACCCAUUAUGUUUGUUUUGUCAUGGCACGGCUCAAUUAUAAUAUAUUCACCUAGAUGUGAAACUAUACUUUAUCAUAUGUUUUCUAUUUAUAGCAUAUAUGCAGUGACAAUAGUUUAUUGGUUAAAGCAGCAUGCCUCCAGAUUUAUGCUUAUUUUCAUGAUUUUUUAAAAAAUGUAUAAGAAAGUAAAAUAUUGUCAAGUGAUCAUAGAAAGUAAUUUUAACAUUGAAAAUGGCUCUACGAAAAUUACCAAAAAUAGGUCAGAACAUGCAAAAAUAGCCCUUACUGCAUUAGUCACAAUUAUAAUACUAAAAAGUAUGUAAAUUGUAUAUAAUAUAUAGAUUAUUAAUUGAAUUUUCCUUAAAAUCUUAGUACAAUUUUCUUGUUUUCUUGAAAUAUUUCGGCUCAUCUGGAGGCAUGCAGCUUUAAAAUGUUAUGAAACAUUGUACAGAAUAUUUUUUACUUGUUUGUAAACAGAGCAAAUUUUGAUGAAAACUGAAUAAAACAAAAUCUGUAUGGGAAAUUAAGCUGUGAUAAAAAUAUAAAUAUUGGUGUUUUAUAAGAAAUUAUAUUGUUCAAUAUUAUACAUGUAUGUAUAAACCAUUUUGAAAUGAAAAUCAGUUGUUUAGUUACAUUAGACUACAUGUAUUUUGCAUUGUAGAAUACUUGAAAAUGUCUAUUCUCCCAGUUGUGUUAAUUUUAUAAAUAACAUUUGUAACAGAAUCCAAAUUUUCGCUUUGAUUUUAUAAUGCAACUUGCCACUUAUAUGCAAAUUAGUUUGAGAAUUCUUUGAAUAUUUUGUAAAAUAACUACUGCAAUCAUAAUUUUAUUCACAACACACAUUUUUGUUUUCUGUGUAUACAGAUGAAGCAUGUCAUUCUGAAGGCAAACUUUUUGUACCAUGACUUGUAGAACUGAAUUUAUUUGGCCAGCUUUUACUAUGUCUUUUCUUCUUUCUUUGUAUAAUGAUAAAUACCCAUAUUGUUGUUAAUGUGUCAGAACAAAAAAAGGUUAAAGGUCAUAACACACUUAAAAAUUGUGAAUUUAUAUUAUGUAAUUGCUAAUAAGUUAUUAUUUAAUUAAGUUAUUAUUAAAUACAGUUAAAAGAUCAUUUUUUAGGGUUUUAUAUCAUAAAUAUGAUGCUCAAAUGAAGAUUUAUCAAUAUUGUAAGUUCAAAAAAAAAUUUUGUAAAGAAAUUACCAAAUUUACAUUUCAUAUAAAUAAAGGGACGUAAUUAGAAUUUUAUUUUCGAUAAAGUCUAAGCCAAUAUUUUAAAUAUAUAUUUUAAUGAUUCUUUAUAGUGUUUAUAAACAUUUGCAGUACAUAUUUAACAUAUUCUUUGAUGUUUGAAAAUUGUUUUAGAAGAAUAGAUAUAUACAUAGAUAAAAUUUCACUUCAGUGUUCUUACAUCCUUAAUUACAACAUACAUGAUCUUAAAUUUAUUCUUGAAGGUUUAUAAUCAAAGGGACAUGUUUCUUGUUCGGUUAUUUCAGCAUUUAGCUCACAUCUAUUUUACAAGAAUAGAUCGCAUUUGGUGUUUCUGAGCUUCGUGAGAUCAGGUCCUAGUAAAAUUCACUCGAGUCAAAUAAAAAUUUUAAGUCAAGAUACCUUCUUUUAACAAUAUUUUUAUCAUACGGCUUGGAUUUGUUAUAAGGUUUGGAUUAAGUGAGUAGCUUAUACAUAAAUUAUAUAAUUGCGAUGUUAAUUUCUUGAAGGAACUCUGCAUAGUUUCAAUUUUGAGGCUAUCUAGUUGUACUAGAAUCCUAAUAUUAUUUUUUGCAUGUAAGUGCAGGCACACCUGCUCUAUACGGUUGCCCAUCGUUGUUUACAUUUACUCUUAAAUCUGCAAAAACUUUAACCAGAAAACGCAACAUUCCAGUUUGUGUUAUUGGGGAAUAUUGAAAGACAUUUUUAAAUGACUUCUUUUGUAGUUAUUUUUGUUGUUUGAAUAUUAUGUAUAUCAUACUUUUGAUAAAAGAAUAUUAUGUCUGA
Molecule: messenger RNA, 2688 nt
Organism: Ruditapes philippinarum (Manila clam)
Lineage: Eukaryota; Metazoa; Mollusca; Bivalvia; Venerida; Veneridae
Product: calmodulin-like protein 4
Exons: 6
Coding region: 5-454 (149 amino acids)
Cellular component (GO): myosin II complex
Molecular function (GO): calcium ion binding
Source: RefSeq, a predicted model, not a curated record